Molecule: messenger RNA, 2297 nt
Organism: Paecilomyces variotii
Lineage: Eukaryota; Fungi; Ascomycota; Eurotiomycetes; Eurotiales; Thermoascaceae
Exons: 2
Coding region: 19-2256 (745 amino acids)
Biological process (GO): regulation of DNA-templated transcription
Molecular function (GO): DNA-binding transcription factor activity, RNA polymerase II-specific; zinc ion binding
Source: RefSeq, a predicted model, not a curated record
GGUUUAGAGUCCUUCCCUAUGCCGAUGCCUGUCCAGACAUCGCCGUAUAAUCCUCAUCGCUAUCACAGUUUCCAACCCCACUGCCCCAAUGUACAGAUUACGCCCGACAGAUACGUCACAUCAACGUUUCAGGGCUAUCAGCCUCAUGGUUAUAGCCCCCAGAUGCACAUUGAGACUCACAACACACCCGUCUACUAUGUUCCCAGGCCGAAUGAGGCACAGACACCUUCUAACUCUGGUCACGUAAUAAGCCUGGACACAGGAGACCACGCUCCUGUCUCUUCUUUCCGCGUGAAUUAUCCUCCUCAUACGCACUCUUCCACCUUGAACGUCCCUUCGCCAGGUCACCUUGCUGUGAGCCAAUGCUCUCCGCACGUCGUGAGCUCGCCGUCAAGUCCAACUACCUUGUCACCCUGGCCGACUCCAGGUUGGUCUCCACAGUACCAAUAUGUAGGGCCAGUCCCUGCUCGGGGAACUGGACCCGAUUCUUAUCCUAUAAGGCAAAACGACCAGUAUCCGCCAGGGCUGCGUCACGAGCCUUCUAACGAGUCUUCACCUCGGCAUCUAACAGUGAAUCACGAAGCCCCGCGUUGCUCCCCUGGUCCACGCUUCAGUAUUGUGAUAGAAGACCCCAAGAGUCCACACGUGCACCGUGAGAAGCGGGUGCGAACGAAGGAAGAUACGGAAAGGCAAAGGGAAGAUAUCCGACGCCUUAAGGAGCGUGGCGGUGCUUGUGUCUGGUGUUAUCUGAACAAGAAGAAGUGCGACAUCAAAAAUCCUUGUUCUCCCUGCAGCGUCAAUAAGCGGGCUUGUUUCAGAGAUGCUACGCAGCUGUGGCUUUAUGUACCCCUUUUAGACCCUUCCACCAGAAAGAGCUCCGAAAUCAUCAAGGAGGAAACAUUUAAGUCAGCCAACGAAGCCUUUCUGCGCUUGCUAGACAUGUCAUUGCCUCAGCCAGGGGCUACGCAAGCAGUGGUAAAGAUACGCUGGCACGAUCCAAAUCCGGUGGAUCUCCUCAUAGCCGACAUUUCGCAGCUAUCCUUGGCUGAUACUGAAGUUUCUGACGGGUUGAAAGAGAAUCUUAUUCAAAAGUCACUGGCUAACAUCCAAUCACCUACCCUUCAGAAUCUAGACUCGGAUGCCGUGAAUGCACCCUUGAUCCAGUCUGGGAUCAAGAUGUUGGGACUGCUGGCUGCUCUUGUCACGUUGUCCCGGUCACGGGUCUAUGUUCGGCCAGCAGAUCUUGGGCCUGCCAGGAUGACGAUGUUUUUCAUCCUAGCCACCCAUGCAAAAGCUCUGUGUGAGACUUCUGAACGCUUUUGUACGGAGCUCUGUGAGACAAUGCGUCGUAAAUCCUCGCAUGAAAACGCUACUGCUAGAUUGCAAGAGCGCGAUGGUCAACGUCUUCACAAUCCAGUGUGGGUUGCAGCUGCUAUUUAUCACCGCGUCAUAACCGGCAUCUUGGAGUUCGGCCCUAAUCCAUUGAUCUCGGAGAUCUUCGUGGGAAUGAAGUCUCGCCUGCGCGAGCUGCGUUCUAAAGUAAACCACAUUCAGGACAGCGUUCCGCAAUACCAGGACCAUGACAAACUUUCUUCAAAACCAACUUCGAUCGAGCCCUCUGCUUGCGUACCCGAUGUUCCUGUUUUGGAUUACUUUGAAAUCACAUUUUGGCUAGAGUCCGAGGGAAAGUUACCAGUCCCUACUGCACUGGACCGACAAAACGAACCUUACAGUGUCCUGUCCGACUACUGGGUGAAUUCUCUUCUCGAUGAAAAUUUUGACUUAGACCCGUUUCAUCAGAGCGUCUCUGGCGAAGUGCCCGGACCGCGGGCCGUCCAUUUUCGACCGACGCUGGAAGCGACUAACUUGAUGCUGCCGAAGCAGGAGACAAUGUCGUCCGAUCUGACAUCAUUGUAUGAACAACCUGCAAAGCAGAAGCCUACUACAGGCGGUCGUACUGACUUUUCCGGUCCCAGCCUUCCAAGUUAUGCAGGCGACACAGUUUUAGAUAGCGUCUUCAGCGAUUUCACUUGGAUCGAACAAUUCUGUGACAACAAUGGCCAUAUAUACCACCAUAGCGAGAGCGCAUUCGAUCCCAACGCUUUCUUCGGAAAUGAGGAUUCUAUUAGCGCAAGAAGGGAAGGUAUCUUUCCGGAGCUCCCUUCUGAAUCGCCACCUGCUGGAGCGGCCUCAAACAAGGUCAGGUUGUCGCCUGAUAUGACCGACCCCCGGUUGAAUGUCACUUUCACGAGCUGAGAGAUAUUCCUGAAAGUAAGAUGAUACAUGUACCUACUGUA